AACAUGGAGACAAUGAAUGAGCUUUAUUCAAGGCUUUACAAAGAAGCUGAAAAGAUCAAGAGAUGGAAAGUCACUAUAGAAUAUGAAUUAAAGGAAAAGGAAAGAAAAUUGCAAGAAAAAAGAAAGAUAGUAGAAGCACAACGUAAAGCUAUUCAAGAGUUACAGUUUGAAAAUGAAAAACUAAGCUUAAAACUGGAAGAUGUAAUACAUGAAAAUAAAGAUCUUCUAAAAGAAAACAGUGCUACAAGACAUUUGUGCAAUUUGCUCAAAGAAAAGUGCAUGCAAUUGAUGGAGACAUAUAACAAAUAUGAACGUGAACAAGAGGAAACCAGACAGGAGUAUGUGGAUCAUAAUAAUAACACGGAGAGAAUGAUACAUGCCUUUGAGGAACUCCGUGUACAAGCAGAAAACUCCAGAUUGGAAAUGGUUUUUAAAUUAAAAGAAGAAGCAGAAAAAACAGGACAACUUGAAAAAGUUCACAAAAGAGAGAUGGAUGCAAUGGAAAAACAGGUUUCAGACUUGGCAGUGCAAAAUGGUGAAAAAGAUAAUAAAAUAAAACACAUAAACCUACAGUUACAAGAAUCAAGAAAGUUCAUUGCUGAGUUAAAAGAAAUAAAAAAACAACAUGAUGAAGAGUUUAAAAAAGCACAGACUAAACAAAAUGACUUAUUGACUGAACUGGAAGAAACUAAAAGUUUUUUGCAAAAGGCAGAGAAUACUUGUAAGGGUUUAGAAACUGAGUUGCAAACUGCAGUAAAAACAUUAAUUCAAGUAACGGAACAAAAGGAAGCAACAAUAGAAGAAUUUAAAGAAUUUAAAGGAACAAGUGCAUCAGUUAUUGAUGAUCUCCAGACUAAAGUUUCCAGUUUGAAGGAACUGCUAGAAAAAGAAGAAAUGAGACAGAAGGAACUCAGGGAUGAUUCAGAUAUAUUGGUUUUGGAACUCCAAAAGAAAUCAGCUGAAUUAGAAGUGAUGGUCAAACUGAAAAAUGAUAAAGAAAAACAACUUGAAGAAAAGGAAAUAGCCUUGGAAAGUUCAAUCAAAGAUCAAAAAGAUUUGAAGAACCAGUUGGAGUAUGCACAGUCAGAAAAAAAUCAAUUAAUAAAGGAAAAGGAAUCUAGAACUGCUGAUGACUCUACUAUUCAGAAAAAAAUGCAUGACUUGGAAAUGGAGUUAUCUAGAGCAUUUGAAAAUGAACAAAAUUGCUUAGUGCAGCUUACAGCAGUGACAGCAGAGCUCGAAAAAGAAAAAUUAAAGAAUGAGCAACUAAGCCUGGAUUUGAGUAGACUUUUAUUGGACAAGGAAUGCAUUGCAACAGAGAAAAAUAAUAUAGUAAUUGAUUUUAAAAAGCUUCAAGGAGAUCUUAAGGACAAUAAAAGGAUUGGAGAAAAAGCUGAAAAGCAAAUACAAAACCUAAAAGAAACAAACAUCCGGUUAAGGCAAGAAAAAAAUGAGAAUCUUUUCACUAUAUUAUAG
Messenger RNA from Lacerta agilis (Sand lizard), 1476 nucleotides. RefSeq names its product synaptonemal complex protein 1-like. The record is from RefSeq and is a predicted model, not a curated record. Gene Ontology annotation, biological process: lateral element assembly; chiasma assembly; meiotic DNA repair synthesis. Gene Ontology annotation, cellular component: male germ cell nucleus; transverse filament; synaptonemal complex. Bases 4 to 1476 code for a protein of 490 amino acids. The transcript has 15 exons. Gene Ontology annotation, molecular function: double-stranded DNA binding. Lineage: Eukaryota; Metazoa; Chordata; Lepidosauria; Squamata; Lacertidae.